GGAAAACACUGCUGACUACCGUACCUCAGUGGACGAAGAGAGGCUUAGUGCUGAUGCGGGUGCGCACAGUUCUGGGGAGGACGAGGCGAGCUCUGAGCCUAAGCUUCAAGGGGAUGGAGCGGGUGAUGCCUCUUCUGCCGCCAUUCCUUGUCCUCCUCCGAUUUCUUCCGUCCCGGGAACCGUCCCUCCGCGUGUGAAGAAAAGUAGGUCGCGUCGGCGGAGAGGUAUGGCCGUCGGCCGAUCUCAAUUGGAUUUGACCAACAUAUACCUCAUCAAGCCGGAGUGUUCGCCGAGUGAGUACCAGGUGGCUCAACUGUAUGUAGGUCCUUAUGGUCGGGUUAGGGCCCCGAGGCCGACAGACCACGUCCUAAAUCCUCCCAGCGGCUACAUCGGGGUGUAUCCGAUGGCUUUCUCGAAGGGCCUAAGGUUUCCGUUGCAUCCUUUUGUAGCGGAAUAUUUGAACAUGAUAGAUAUUCCUCCGGCGUUGUUAACUCCAAAUAGCUACUCCCUCAUCGUCGGGUUCCUCCUCCGAUGUGGUGAGUUGGGGAUGGAGCCGACGACGGCUUUAUUUAUGAAUCUGUACCGUAUCGGGCGAGGGAGUCAUGAAAACUGUGCUGGAUAUGCGGCCCUUCAGCAACUACCGAAGAAGAGGUCUUUCACCGAUCUUCCUUCAUCAAUCCAUGGAUGGAAAGCAAAAUUUUGCUUCGUGAAGCUGGCCGAUGGGGUCUUCUUCCCCUCUCAAGGUCAUAGUGGUGUUUUUAAUCUGCACGAUCCGCCGAGGAGUGCUGAGAUUGAUGCCCAAGUGGAGGCCUUCCUCGAGGGGGGGGCCAUGGAGUGUUGAUAAAUAUAUCACUGAGUUCAAAAUUGCCGCCCUUGGUAUGAUGAGGUACUUCAUCCCCGGUGACCCCGACUGUGGGCUAUGGCCGAGGAUGUCUGGUUACUUUGAAGAGGCCGAUGGGCCCUACCUCGGCGUCCCAGCCGAUGCCGAAGGAUUCGAGAUGAGUCGCAAGCUUUUUAUGACUCAAGCCAAGAAGAUGGUUGACAAGGAAAUGCAGGCUGCCCAGCAAGCCGAUGCGUCCAAAAGCUCGGCUGAUGGCUCAAAGGGCCAGGCCGGUGCCGCAAAAAAGGCUGCGGCUCAAAAGAAGAGGAGACCCGCUGAGGGUCAGCAAACUCUGGCCGAAGCGGGGUUGAAGCCGGCCCAAGGGGUCAAGAAACCGAGGCAGACCCUUCCUUCUGAUGUUGCUACGGCUGCCUCACAGGCUCCGGUCCAAGGGGAUGAUGCCUCGGAGGUUCAGGUGAUUGAGGACCUGACGCUGGGUAAGGCUUCGGACGCCCUUGUCCCCGCUUCGUCUAACUUCAACAGAGCUACUGAUGCUGGUGCUCGCUCCGGUCGGGGACUGUCCACCGGCUUAUAUGAAGUGACGGUGCGGUAUCCGACGAAGGGCGGGCUCUUCAAUGAGAGAGUCUCUGGCCACGACGUCCUGUUUCAGGCCAUUCCCGAUGAAGAUAGGGCCUAUCUUCGUCGUCAAGGCAAGGAAGUGCGUCUCUUCGAUGGCGGGUUGGAUUACGUCGUCCAAGGGGCCUUCAUGCUGAUGGAGCAGCAUCGGCGGCAGGAGGAGGAGAUCGCUCGCCUUCGGGAAGCUGAGAAAAAGGUUGCCUCGGCCGAUGAGGCCUUGGCUUCCCUGGAGCUUCUCCGAUCCGAGGUCAGCUCCCUUAAAGAGAAGGCCGAUGCGGCUGAGAGCAGGGCCGUUGCAGCUGAGGCCAAAUUGGAGGGGGAGGCCGCAGCCCGCCGGUUGGCAGAAGAUAAAGCGAAGAAGGCCGAGGAGCUGAAGGCCGAAGCGGAGAGGGCUGCCGAGAAGGCUGUUGAUCUGUUCAUGGCCGAGGGGUGGAAAGCCGAUGAACAUCGCCAGUUCUGCUUUCAGGUGGUGGCCGAUCGCUUCCAAGCUUGGUCGCAAGAAGACCCGGCUGGUCAAGCUUUUUGGAAGCAAGAGAUGGAGGUCUUCUAUGACCUUGGGCAACGGCGUAUGCAAAUGCUCAUUUACCGGAGGCUUCGCCGGCGUGUCAAGAAUCUGAGGCCCCAGGGUAUCGGCCUCCCCAGACCGAUGAAGGACCCUGAGGAGGAGUUGAAGCUUCCAUUGGCCGAGAGGCAGCGCCCCAUUCUGAGCUCCGAUGAGGAAAAGGAGCCAUGGACCGAAAGUGACGACUAUCUCUUCCGGACUUCAGCUAAGUCAAAAACCGCCGAGGACGACGAGGAUGACGCCGACAGUGGGGCUGUUGAUGGGGGCCAG
This is a messenger RNA of Cuscuta epithymum, 2288 nucleotides long. The record is from the annotation of a GenBank genome assembly. Lineage: Eukaryota; Viridiplantae; Streptophyta; Magnoliopsida; Solanales; Convolvulaceae.